Molecule: messenger RNA, 1074 nt
Organism: Elephantulus edwardii (Cape elephant shrew)
Lineage: Eukaryota; Metazoa; Chordata; Mammalia; Macroscelidea; Macroscelididae
Gene: AAGAB
Product: alpha- and gamma-adaptin binding protein
Exons: 10
Coding region: 1-948 (315 amino acids)
Source: RefSeq, a predicted model, not a curated record
AUGGCUGCUGGAGUUCCCUGUGCGCUGGUUACCAGCUGCUCCUCCACUUUCACCGGGGACCGUCUGGUCCAACAUAUCCUUGGAACGGAGGAUCUUGUAUCAGAAGUGGCUUCCAACGAUGCUGUGAGAUUUUAUCCCUGGACCAUUGAUAAUAAGUACUAUUCAGCGGAUAUCAACCUGUGUGUGGUGCCAAACAAAUUCCUUGUCACUGCCGAGAUUGCAGAGUCUGUCCAGGCAUUCGUGGUUUACUUUGACAGCACGCAAAAAUCUGGUCUUGAUAGUGUCUCCUCAUGGCUUCCAUUGGCAGAAGCGUGGUUACCUGAGGUGAUGAUUUUGGUCUGUGAUAGAGUAUCUGAAAACGGUGUAAACCGACAAAAAGCUCAAGAAUGGUGCAUCAAACAUGGCUUUGAAUUGGUAGAACUUAGUCCAGAAGAACUACCUGAGGAGGAUGAUGACUUCCCGGAAUCUACCGGAGUGAAGAGAAUUGUACAAGCCUUAAAUGCAAAUGUUUGGUCCAAUGUUGUAAUGAAGAAUGACAGGAACCAAGGCUUUAGCCUUCUCAGCUCAUUGGCUGGAGCAGCCCAUCCUGUGGGGUCAGCGGAGAUCUGUCGCUCAGAGCAGCCUCCUUUGCCAGCAGGAGAUAGGACUGAAUCCCUCUGUGAUCAUCGGAGUGCCGCAUCCACCAUGGCAGAAGCCCAAGGUGAUAAUAUUGCAGAUCCUAUGCUAGAUCUGGAUAUUCAAGAAUUAGCCAGUCUUACCACUGGAAGAGGAGAUAUGGAGAACUUUGAAAGACUAUUUUCAAAGUUAAAAGAAAUGAAAGACAAGGCUGCGACGCUUCCUCACGAGCAAAGAAAGUUGCAUGCAGAAAAGGUGGCCAAAGCAUUCUGGAUGGCAAUUGGGGGCGACAGAGAUGAAAUUGAAGGCCUUUCAUCUGAUGAAGAAAACUAAGUUAUUUGUACUGGGGUUUGACUAGCCAAGAUGCUAUAACUCCCUUUUUCUGAGUUAAGAUGAUACUUUGCUACUCAACCCAGUUAUAUUUUGCUGAGAUUCCCAUCAUGUUGGCCACUAGACUUG